GGUCCUGUCGGUGACGUCGCCAGCACCGACCAAGGGUUGGACGGUGGCUGCCGUUUGGUUGUUGGCGGGGGGCGAUCUGUUGGCGGGGAAUGGGCUGGGAAGAAGGAUGUGAGGAGACGGGCUGGGAAUUUGGGCCGUGGAGGGGGCGGGCCCAUAGAGAGGGAGGCCCAAAGAAGGGCUAAGCUAGAUGGGUCAAUGAGGGAUGGGGAGAGUGAGUUUGGGUCUAGGCGGCCCAAUAAGUUGAGAGGCAGAUUUGGGCCUAGGUGGCCCAAUCGUGAGCUGAGGGGAGCGUGUGGCCAUGGAAGGGAUAAGAGAGCCAAAAGUCACCGGGCAUUGGGGUCGAUGGUCUGCCGACGAUCUUGGACGGUGGAUUUUGCGGAGCCGGCGAGAGGUACCGAGGCUGAGAACCGGCUCGAAUCUGGGAUGGAUCUAUUGAAUUCGUUCGUCGGGCAAUGGGUGAACAUACCCAUAACCAUGGAGCUCGAAGACAUGAGUCACCUCCUUCAAGUGCCCACUCGAAUGACGAAUGAGUUGCAACCACAUACUUCUGAUCUGAAGAACAAAUCU
Molecule: messenger RNA, 567 nt
Organism: Striga asiatica
Lineage: Eukaryota; Viridiplantae; Streptophyta; Magnoliopsida; Lamiales; Orobanchaceae
Source: the annotation of a GenBank genome assembly